Messenger RNA from Castor canadensis (American beaver), 1449 nucleotides. The record is from RefSeq and is a predicted model, not a curated record. Lineage: Eukaryota; Metazoa; Chordata; Mammalia; Rodentia; Castoridae.
UAAGUAUUGACAAUAUUAUUAUUAUAUAUAUAAUAUAAUAUUAUUUUGUAUUUCUUGUUUAACUAUUUCAGUUAGAUUGAUACCAAUCAUCUAGAAUCCCAACUUGGUUUCUUUGUUUGAUUAAAACAUUUAAUCCAGAAUGGGAUAUAGUCCAGUGGUAGAAUGUGUGUUUUGUGUAUACAGUUCCCUGGGUUUAGUGCUGGAAAUCACUGAAAAAUUAACUGUUGCUAAUAAUAACUGUUUUAUUUUACACAAAAUUACUCCUUUCUCUGAGGAGUAUUCCCAUGCUCACACAGGUUAUUAUUAUAAACAAUGAUUGUUGUUGUCAUAACUGAUAAGAUCCUUAAAAUUCAUAAAUCUUUUCUAACCUUGACAUAUUUUCUUUGGCCCAAGCUUGCAGAUCAGUUUUGUAAUGCUAUUGGAGUGUUACAACAAUGUGGUCCUCCUGCUUCUUUUAAUAACAUUCAAACAGGAAUUAACAAAGACCAGCCAGCUAAUCCUACAGAAGAGUAUGCUCAGCUUUUCGCAGCAUUGAUUGCACGAACAGCAAAAGACAUUGAUGUUUUGAUCGAUUCCUUACCCAGUGAAGAAUCUACAGCUGCUUUACAGGCAGCUAGCUUAUAUAAGCUAGAAGAAGAAAACCAUGAAGCUGCUACAUGUCUGGAGGAUGUGGUUUAUCGAGGAGACAUGCUUCUGGAAAAGAUCCAAAGUGCACUUGCUGACAUUGCACAGUCACAGCUGAAGACAAGAAGUGGUACCCGUAGCCAGACUCUUCCAGAUGCAUAGCCUGUGGCUGAGAAAAGAACUGUUUCAAUGCAUCAAAUUUAGAUGUAAGCCUUACCAACCAUUACAGAAACAUCACACUAUGACACAUUACCUUUUAAGCUAUUUUUAAAAGCCUUCUAUUUUCACUUUUGAAAAUAGCUUAUAAAAUUGUAAUCAAAUUAGCUUUACGCCAUCAUCUGCCAUCGUUUUUUAUCUGAAUGAAAGUAUCAAGAUAGAUAUUGCAUUAAUGUUCAUACUAAAACGAACUUACACUAUAAAGUUCUCUUUUGUUUUUAUGGGGUUUUUUUGUUUGUUUAUUUUGUUUGUAUUUUUUGUGGUGCUGAUGGAAAUCAAGAGCCUGUGCAUGCUAGGCAAGUGCUUUGUCACUGGACUACACCCCCCAAUCCCAAGUUUGUUCUUUCUUUUCUUGUAUUUUUCAGUCCUUUUACAAAUCACAGUAUCCCUCAAGGAAGAGAUAUGGGACAUUUCACUUUAGAUUGGUGGUGUUCUGCCCUUUAGAGGUAGCAUUGUAUAAAUGUGAAUCCUUGAGCUAAAGUUUCUGUAAUUUUGUUGCUUUUAAGAAGUAGAAGAGCCAAGUAUGGUGGCUCAUGCCUGUUAUUUCAGCUACUCAAGAGGCAGAGAUUGGGAGGAUCAAUCUCUUUUUUUUUUGCUGGCCAGACCCAG